AUGAAUAGGAAUGUUCUAUUACAGGGCUCGGUGUCAUUCAAGGAUGUGGCUGUGGUUUUCACCUGGGAGGAGUGGCAGCUACUGGACCCCCUUCAGAAGAACUUGUAUCAAGAUGUGAUGCUGGAAAAUUAUAUCAACUUAGAAUCAGUGGGCUAUCAAGCUACCAAACCAGAUGUGAUCCUUAACUUCGAGCCCGGAGAAGAGCCAUGGAAAGUAGAAGAUGAAAUGCAGCAUCAGUACUUUUCAGAGUACAUCAUGAGAAAUGCUGGGUUGGAAGAAACACAAGCUAGAAUCAAGAUUUCCAGGAGAAAUAUCAAUAACCUCAGAUAUGCAGAUGACACCACCCUUAUGGCAGAAAGUGAAGAGGAACUAAAGAGCCUCUUGAUGAAAGUGAAAGAAGAGAGUGAAAAAGUUGGCUUAAAGCUCAACAUUCAGAAAACUAAGAUCAUGGCAUCCAGUCCCUUCACUUCAUGGCAAAUAGAUGGGGAAACAGGGGAAACAGUGGCUGACUUUAUUUUUCUGGGCUCCAAAAUCACUGCAGAUGGUGAUUUCAGCCAUGAAAUUAAAAGACGUUUACUCCUUGGAAGGAAAUUUAUGACCAACCUCGACAGCAUAAUAAAAAGCAGAGACAUUACUUUGACAACAAAGGUCCAUCUAGUCAAGGCUAUGGUUUUUCCAGUGGUCAUGUAUGGAUGUGAGAGUUGGACUGUGAAGAAAGCU
Molecule: messenger RNA, 720 nt
Organism: Cervus elaphus (red deer)
Lineage: Eukaryota; Metazoa; Chordata; Mammalia; Artiodactyla; Cervidae
Product: zinc finger protein 33B-like
Exons: 3
Biological process (GO): regulation of DNA-templated transcription
Source: RefSeq, a predicted model, not a curated record